GUAACAUAAUAUUGAUAUAUUCAUUCAUUUAAUUCGUUUCAGAGAAAUCUCAUAAUUUAGCAAACAUUUGAAAAAUCAAGUUAAAUAAAUUAAAAUAAAACAUGAGUCAUUACCAGAAACUCAUGAUAAAAAUAGCUUCAAUGUUACCACAAAAAUUACAAUCACCAUUUCUUCAUCCAGCUGGACCAACAACAGUAUUUUUUUGGGCACCAGCAUUUAAAUGGGGUCUUGUUAUUGCUGGUAUUGGUGAUGUUAAUCGUUCUCCAGAUAAAAUAUCACUUGGACAAACAGCUAGCUUAAUGUUCACCGGGUCAAUAUGGACCAGAUAUUCAUUGGUUAUUAUUCCAAAAAAUUGGAGUUUAUUUAGUGUAAAUGUUUUUGUUGCAACAACUGGAGCAUACAAUUUCAUAAGAGCAUUGAAUUAUCAAAAAAAAAAAAAAAAUUUAUUAAAAUAAAAAAAAAAAAAAUUGAUUUAUAUUUAUUUAAUUAUUUUUACAAAAAAAAUUGAAAUUUAAUUAUUUAACAGUUAUACUGACAAUUCUUAUGUCGUCAUAUGGUUUAUCUGUUUUUGGAUUUGUCUUAACUUGACUGAUAUUUUGUACAACUUCCAUGCCUUUAACAACUCUACCAAAAACAGUAUGUUUAUUAUCUAACCAUGGUGUUGGUAUUAGUGUUAUAAAAAAUUGACUUCCAUUUGUAUUUGGUCCAGCGUUAGCCAUACUAACAGUAUAUGGUCUAUCAUGUUUUAAAUGUGAUUUAAAUUCAUCAUUAAAUUCACCACCCCAUAUACUUUGACCACCAGUACCAGUACCAGUUGGAUCACCAGUUUGUACCAUAAAACCUUUAAUAAUACGAUGAAAUAUAUGACUAUUGUAAUAACUAUUUUUAGCAUGAACACAAAAAUUUUCAACUGUUUUUGGUGUAUCUUUACUAAAUAAUGAUACAUGAAUAUCACCAAGUGCUGUAUGUAUUAUUGCUGUAUCAUAUAUUUUUUGCAUUGAUGUUGCUUCAGUUGAUGAUAUAAUAUCUUCUUUUGAUGGUUUUUCAUUAAAUACAUCUCUAUCACAUUCUUGAUUUUUAGUAUCUUCUGGUUCACGUCUUGUAAAUAUAAAAAAACGAUUUUUUUUAUGUGCUGUACAAAAUAAUGUUGGAUCUGGUUUAAUCAUUUCUAAUGUUGGAUUAUUUGAACCUUCAAUUUCAACAGUUGUUGCUGCUGUACUUUUUUUUCCUUUACCUUGAAAUAAUGCUAAUUUCAUUGGUCUUAUAUUUUCUGGUUUACCAAUUAUUUUAAUACAUUUAUUUGUAUAAAUAUUAACUAAUUUUAUUCCCAACAUUGUACUGUACAUAAUCAUAUAACCAGAUUCAUCAAAUAUUA
Molecule: messenger RNA, 1375 nt
Organism: Aphidius gifuensis
Lineage: Eukaryota; Metazoa; Arthropoda; Insecta; Hymenoptera; Braconidae
Product: mitochondrial pyruvate carrier 2-like
Exons: 3
Coding region: 102-455 (117 amino acids)
Biological process (GO): pyruvate import into mitochondria
Cellular component (GO): mitochondrial inner membrane
Molecular function (GO): pyruvate transmembrane transporter activity
Source: RefSeq, a predicted model, not a curated record